CACGGGGAAAGGAUAGAAAGCUUGGAAAAGUGGAGAGUGAUGUCCCAAACCACAGGCUGGCAGCCUUGCCCACAGUUUGCUGCUCUCCUCCAGGCUUUACAAACACUUUCAUAACUGUUCUGAGAGGAAGAAUUUCUGCUCUGUAUUCCAAUGCACCGAGACAGGCAAAAUUGUUCUGUGCUGCCGUGGAUGUGAAGUCCUCUCCGUGCUGCCUCUGCUUUUCUCCCCCAGAAACUCCCAGGCCCCUGAAUUUGCAGCCUCAGACAUCCCCCCCCCAAAAAAAAGCUCUGCUGGAUCUGGAUGGAAGCUGGACCAGGGGAUGAAUUAGGAGGGAAGAAAGAGUGAAGUUGGUGAUUUUUCUGGCACAUGGAUGCAAUUACACUCAGUGCAUUCCAGAGGCGUUCCUUUGAAUCCUGUGCAGGUCUGCCUGCCGUCCUUGGGAGAGAGGAAGAAAAAGGGAGGAAAAGUCCCUCUUGGAGACGGAAUGUCUGCAUUUCCAGCCCUCUUGUUAGCUUGCUGUUCUGUUUGGCUCUGCAAGGCUCAGACUGAAUUCAAGAGAGUGGCAGAAGAAAACGUGACCCUGCCCUGCCACCACCGCCUGGGGCUGCUGGAGCAGGGCAGCCUGGACAUCGAGUGGCUGCUGCACAUCUCUGAGACCGUGCAGAAAGCGGUGAUCACCUACUCUGGGGGCCGUGUUUAUGAUGACCUGAACGAGGAGCAGAAGGGCCGUGUUUCCUUCACCUCCAACUUCCUUGCUGGAGAUGCAUCUUUGCAAAUCAUCUCCCUGCAGUCCAGUGAUGCAGGGAAAUACAUCUGCAAGGUCAAGAACGCUGGGCAGUACGAGUGGGCUCGCAUCACCCUCAAGGUCGUAGAGAAACCCUCCAAGCCCAAGUGCUGGCUGGAGGGGGAGCUGCAGGAGGGGAAGGAGCUGUCCCUGCAGUGCCGCUCCGCCUCGGGCACGGCGCCCAUCUCGUACCGCUGGCAGCGCCUGGGCGAGGAGCAGAGAGCCGAGCAGCUCCCGCCCAACUCCAGAGUCAACAUCUCGAACCCGGGGCAGGUGCUGCUGAAGAACCUGACUCAGAUGAGCACGGGGCUGUACCAGUGCGUGGCCACCAACGAGGCGGGGCAGGAGAGCUGCGCGGUGCAGGUGACAGUGCAGCAUGCACAAAAUAUCGGCAUGAUCGCCGGGGCAGUGUGUGGAGUGGUGGUGGGGCUCUCCCUGCUUUUCCUGGUGGUGAGGCUGACAAUAAGGAGGAAAGAAAAGAAGAGAUACGAGGAAGAGGAGGCGCCGAAUGAAAUCAGGGAAGACGCAGAGGCCCCCAAGGCGCACCUGGUCAAACCCAGCUCCUCUUCCUCCGGCUCCAGGAGCUCCCGCUCGGGUUCCUCCUCCACCAGGUCCACAGCCAACAGUGCCUCCCGCAGCCAGCGGACUUUGUCCACCGAAGCCACUCCUCACCUGACCCCUCCCCAGUACAGCCAGCGGCAGCCGGACAGGAGAGAGCCGGAGCCCAAGAAAGCGGAUUACAGCACGGCGCUGAGGACGGGAGCGCCCGCGCAGAGCCGCGCCUUCCAGACCGUGUGAGCAUCCCCGGAGCAAACCCGGUGUAUCCCUGGAGCAUCCCCGGAGUAUCCCCGGGGCAUCCUGGAGCAUCCAGCACCGCACACAGCACCAGCCACUGCGCAUCGCCACGGUAGCUACUUCUCUUCCUGGUCACCUUAAUCUUAAUCACUCGGGAUUACUCACACCGCGAGGAGCCCUCCCACUCAAGUAUUUCUGAACAACUUCCUGCACUGAGGUUCUGAUACAGACUUAAGAAAGAGGGGAAAGGAAGUUCCUUUCUAAAUUAUCUUUUUUUUUUUUUUUUUUUUUUUUCUCUGUCUCCUUUGAAAAGGGAACACUGAGCAUUUAAAACCUACGAAGGGUGAAGUAUACUUCAGGCUAUACAAGUGAAAAGAAGCCAAACCUCAGGAUUUUUUAAAAGGGAUCAACAGAGACUUCAAGAUGCAUAUUAUUCCAGAGAGGUUUUGUGGAGAGGGAGAAGUCUCUUGGACUGGUUUUGGAGAAGUUUCUCAAAGAUGUGUUGUCUUAAGUGAAGGUUUUGAGGCUGAGGGUGUCCAGCCUCAAAGGGAACUGACAGGUGCUUCACAUUUUCUGCAUUCAAUGAAAUAAAUACUGGAGGCUGCAAUUAAAAUGGAAAUUAAAGGAUCACUCCUGAAGUACAAGAGAUGCAGCAUAAAGGUGUGUG
This is a messenger RNA of Ficedula albicollis (Collared flycatcher), 2246 nucleotides long. RefSeq names its product CXADR-like membrane protein (gene CLMP). Bases 371 to 1582 code for a protein of 403 amino acids. The transcript is spliced from 8 exons. NCBI's taxonomy places the organism in Eukaryota, Metazoa, Chordata, Aves, Passeriformes, Muscicapidae. Gene Ontology annotation, cellular component: cytoplasmic microtubule; cell surface; membrane. The record is from RefSeq and is a predicted model, not a curated record.